UCCCUAAAACCAAAUUAAAGACAAUUUUAAGAAUUAUUGUGAAACUUUGAAGCUAUUUUAACAAAUCUGGUACUAAAUGAGCCCAAGGAAAUCACCCUGAAUCCUAAUUUCUCCAUCAAGCCACUAAUCUUUAAGUAUAAAUCAUGGAGUUAGCGUUCUAUUGUAUCUUGACUUUAAGCUCAGAUUUAGUCAGUAAGAUAAUGCUAGAGACUAGGGGGUUGAGUGUUACGAGAACUAAUGAGUUUUGUUGAAAUAGGGGAUACAUCAGUCGUUAGGUGUUACACGCUUGUUUUUAGGUAGCAUUUGACUGGCUUGGGGUCUGAGGAUUGGCUAUUAUAGGGCUUAGUUUUGCUCCUUAUGGAUUUAUAUUUGAGUUGAGAUAUUGAGUAUACGUUGUUCAAAGGCUGAAAUCUCCCAUCCGUACUGAACUCUUACGAACAAGUAGAGUCUUUAGGAAGAAAAAGAGGCUGAAGAUACCCCCUAAAAGGUCUCAGGAAGAACUCUGAGGGCUAUUACAGAGGAAAGUGGGGUAAAGGAAAAUUUAUAUGAGAAGAGUCUCUUGUGAAGGACUUUUGGGGGAGGAGUGAACACUGGUGUUUAGAGAUAGAAGAGAUUGGAUAGAAAUUAACUGAAGUUUAUAGAUGCUUAGGGUGGUAAAUACUUUUGAGGACACUAAUUUUGGAAGUAUUGGGGUCAACUGAAGGCGUUCAAAUUCAUACUCUGUGGUGAGAUUGGUGAAAAUUAUUAGAUAGACUGAUGAGUCAUUAAAU
Moneuplotes crassus is the source of this 770-nucleotide messenger RNA. The record is from the annotation of a GenBank genome assembly. NCBI's taxonomy places the organism in Eukaryota, Ciliophora, Spirotrichea, Euplotida, Euplotidae.